AUGGAUAAAAAACUACCUAUUUUAUCUGGUGAUUUGAUCUAUCAAAUAAAAAAAUACAAACGAAGAAUUAAUCAUCUCAAAUUUCAGUAUAGACAAAUUAAUCGAAGAUGCAAUGAAUAUAAAAGAAAAUAUCAAGCAAUCUUGGCAAAAUAUAAUGUCAGAAAUGUCAACAAAAGAGAAGUUAGAAAGGAUUUUAAGAUUAAACAGUUGUUGCAAAUAAAUUUAAAAUUGGAAAAAAAGCUUGAUUUGGCUAUAAAGCGUUCCCAAUCAGAUCAACAAACGGAUGUUCAUUGUCCUUACAUGAAUUGCAAAAGUUCUUACACUAAUCGAAAUUCAUUUGCAUCUCAUAUAAGCAGAAAGCAUAAGCAAUGGGAUCCAAGUUUUAUCAUGCCAGUGCAUAUUGUACAUAGCUUAAAUUCUUCUUAUUUAAAUAACGAUAAAGAUUUUAGCACACUUGAACAAGAAAGCUUUACAUGUGGAUCUUUAGAACACUAUGAAAAUGAAGAGUUUCUUGAUGCUUCUUGUAUUCAAUCUAUUUUUGAUGAACUUAUGGUAGCAAAUCAUUCAAGUUCUUUAUUAUCUGUUCAAAGUCUGUCAUCUGCAAUGUCCAAUCAAAGCAGUGAUAUCUGUGAAAAUGUUUUAGCAGAAUUUUCUAAGUCAGAACAUACAAAGAUAAACAGUUUGUACACUUUAAGUACUAAUAAAAAAAGGAAAGCUUAUUUUCAUAAACACAUGAGUUAUAUAUCUCCAAGAGAAUUGACUUUAGGUUUUGAUGCCAAUAAAAAAUCUAGAACUGUUCAUUAUGUUCCAAUAAAGGAUUUAUUAAAAAUGAUGUACAAUAAACAUAGUAAUGAACCUGGUUUUUGGCUAAAACCGGAGGAAAAUUUUGGUAUAUAUACAGACUUAAUGAGUGGAUCCCUAAUUAAAGAUAUUGCAAAGUCUGAUGAUGAAAUUUUAUAUCUAAUGCUAUAUCAAGAUUCUUUUGAAAUUGUCAACCCAAUUGGAUCAGGAAGGAAAAAACAUAAAAUUCUUGCGGUUUACUUAACAUUAGCAAAUAUUCCAUCCCACAAGAGAUAUGCAUCGGAGCAGUUACAGCUGGUUCUAAUGUGUAAAGAUACAGAUUUAAAGUACUUUGGCCUCAGCAAAGUGUUUGCACCAAUUUUUUCUGAAUUGGCAGAAAUAUCUGGUUGUUCUGUUUCUGUUUCUAAAAGUUUAUCAAUAAAAACAAAACUUCUAUGCAUACUAGGAGAUAAUUUAGGAUCACAUUCUAUAGGAGGUUUUUGUGAAAAUUUUAGCACAGUUUUGCACUUUUGUCGAUACUGUUUAGCAACACGUGCAGAGUUUGAUUUUAACCCUCAAUUCUCCGGAUCUGAUCGGACAAAAUCAAGCCACAAUAAUAGCCUGCUUCAAUUAGCUCAGAAUGGUAACAAUUUUGAAGGAAUAAAAUUUCAGUCACCAUUCAAUGAUUUAUGCGGAUUUCAUGUGACUACAGGUUUGCCACCAUGCUUAGCUCAUGAUAUUUUUGAAGGCGUUGCUUCACGAGAUAUGUAUCUAUUUGUUAAAUAUUUUGUUAGUAAACGAUGGUUUUCAUUUAACAAUAUCAAUAGAAAAAUUAACAUGCAGAAGUAUUUUGAAGGAGAUGCCUUGGAUAAACCUUGUGAGGUGAAUAAAAUUUCUUGUACUGAAAAGUUAAGUGGUCAUGCAGUUCAAAACUGGGUGUUUUUGCGUUUGUUUCCCCUUUUUAUAGGAAUUUACAUUACAGAUUUUGAAGAUCCUGUGUGGUUAUUGUAUUUAAAACUGAAAGAAAUUGUGGAGAUUAUAUGUUCACCCAAAAUUGACAUUCAACAUAUUGCUUAUCUGCAGGUUUCAAUAAAUGGCUAUUUGUCUUCUCGUAAAGAAUUAUUUCCUUCCAAGAAACUAUUACCAAAACAUCAUUAUUUGUCCCACUAUCCACAGCUAAUUUUGCGUUACGGGCCUCUAAUGCGGGUUUUCACUUUGAGGUUUGAACAAAAGCAUUCUUACUUUAAAAAGUGUGCCAGAAAUUUUAACAAUUACAAGCAUGUAUGUAAAACCUUAACUGAGACACAUCAAUUGUUGCAAUCAUACAAUAAUUCAAGCAUACCGAGUUCAAAAAAUUAUGCGGUCAAUUCAUUUUCAUUCAAUAUCACAAAUUUUAGUUCUACAAUUUUUGAGGCAAUUAUAUCUACAUGCGGACAACUGCCGGAUAAAUUUUCUACCCAUAUUGUCUAUCAAGGUACCCAUUACAAAAAAGAUUUGUUCCUAUUUUUGCAAGAAUUUUGUUUAUUUUUUUUGAUACACAUGGAAUUGAAUAUGUUCUUGUUAAUGAGCAGAACACACAAUUGGUGCAUGAGCUUGAUAAUGGAGGUUAUUAAACGUAAUAUUUUAAGAACAUUGCCAAAUAUUGACAUAUGUGUUUUGAACCAGGUUGUGAAUAAUUUAUGGGAAAUAGGUGUUGAAAAUGAAACAGAUCUCUACUUGGUGAAAAUUGAUGAUUUGGUUUUGCUAAAACCCAUCCAACAACGCAAAAUCCUUGAAUCUUGGGCAAAGGAAAGCUCUGGUAAUAAAGAUAUAUGA
Molecule: messenger RNA, 2595 nt
Organism: Hydra vulgaris (swiftwater hydra)
Lineage: Eukaryota; Metazoa; Cnidaria; Hydrozoa; Anthoathecata; Hydridae
Source: RefSeq, a predicted model, not a curated record